Messenger RNA from Plasmodium gallinaceum, 591 nucleotides. RefSeq names its product cysteine-rich secretory protein, putative. The coding region runs from base 1 to 591 and encodes 196 amino acids. Lineage: Eukaryota; Apicomplexa; Aconoidasida; Haemosporida; Plasmodiidae. The record is from RefSeq and is a predicted model, not a curated record. The transcript is spliced from 8 exons.
AUGAUUACUUUUUUUUUAUUCAAUAUUUUUUGUUUUCUUUUUAUUUGUUUUUACAUCAUUGUAGAAGGAAAAUCAUGCAAAUUUAAUAAAAAUUUGAUAAUAGAAAAGCAUAAUGAUUUCAGAUUAAAACAUAAUGCAAAACCUAUUUAUUGGAAUAAGAAACUUGAAAAUGCGUCUCAAAAGGAAGCCAAUUUGAUAAAAACAAAUUCAGAUUGUAUUUUAACUUCUAAACAAAUAAAUACAAAUUAUUUCAACUUUUUUGUAAAUAAUGAAAUUGAAUUAGCAGUUAAUUCAUGGUAUGAAGGAAUUAACGAUUAUGAUUUUGAAUUAGGUGUUAUUAAAAGGAAUAAUAACGUUUUUGAAUUUACUCAAAUUUUAUGGAAAACUGUAGAAAAUAUUGGGUGUUCCACUGCUUGUUGCAAAACUACUGGUAUUUUUAUUUGUAAAUAUGAUAAUUAUCCAAAUAGGCCAGGUUACUUUUCUGAUAAUGUUGGCACCAUUGAUACAACAUUUGUUUUUGAUGAUUUAAUAGUUGAAAAGGAAACAAAUACUAAUUUUUCUAUUUAUAAUAAAAAUACUUUUUAUAUGUGA